Molecule: messenger RNA, 2782 nt
Organism: Penaeus vannamei (Pacific white shrimp)
Lineage: Eukaryota; Metazoa; Arthropoda; Malacostraca; Decapoda; Penaeidae
Gene: Cpr
Product: Cytochrome P450 reductase
Biological process (GO): response to hormone
Cellular component (GO): cytosol
Molecular function (GO): NADPH-hemoprotein reductase activity; FMN binding; flavin adenine dinucleotide binding
Source: RefSeq, a predicted model, not a curated record
GGGAGGAGCAGCCAUCCCCUCGUCUCCAUCAGCUGUAGUCUGAUGCGGGCGUGAGGAAGGAAGGUGCUGUCGGCCGCGUCCUUACGUAAGGGGACAUUAUACAACUUGGGGAGCAACUCUACUCAUCUUCAACAGAGAGAAUGGAGGAGAGCACAGAGAGAUUGGUAGACGCUGCGUCGUCUGCAGCCGAGGAGAUGGCAGAGGAGCCGUUGGUGGGAAUGCUGGAUUUGGUAUUGCUUUCCCUUCUUGCGGGUGUGUCAGUAUACUAUUUCUUCCUCCGCGACACUAACAAAAAAGAUGAAGUCCCAGUGUUGAAGAGCUUUACGAUAUCACCAACCUCAUUACCGAUGCGCACAAAUGACAGCAACUUCGUAGCCAAGAUGAAGUCGUCAGGAAGGAACGUUAUUGUUUUUUAUGGAUCACAGACGGGAACAGCAGAAGAAUUUGCAGGUCGUCUCGCGAAGGAUGCCACAAGAUGGGGAAUGAAAGGUAUGGUAGCAGACCCCGAAGAGUGUGAUAUGUCCGAGCUCGCCCAGCUCACAGAGAUAGAAAAUCAUCUAGCAGUUUUCUGUGUUGCCACGUAUGGUGAAGGAGACCCUACAGACAAUGCACAAGAAUUUUACGAGUUCCUCCAGAAUGGUGAUGACCAGCUGGAUGGUUUGCAGUAUACGGUGUUUGGCUUGGGUAACAAAACUUAUGAACAUUACAAUGCCAUGGGUAAAUACGUAGACAAACGACUGGCAGAGUUGGGGGCGACCCGUGUCUUCGAGCUCGGCAUGGGUGAUGACGAUGCGAAUAUGGAAGACGACUUCAUCACAUGGAAGGAUGCUAUGUGGCCUAAGGUGUGUGAAUUCCUUGGUUUUGAGGCCCAAGCACUGGAUAUCAACAUGAGACAGUACAAACUAAAGAUUCAUGAAGAGUACGAACCUUCUCAGCUGUACACGGGAGAGUUUGCUCGACUCAACUCCCUGAAGAUUGGCAACCAGAAGCCACCUUUCGACUCCAAAAAUCCCUUCAUGGCAGAGAUCGUUGUUAACAGGGAGCUCUUUAACGGUGGAGAACGAAACUGCAUGCAUAUUGAGCUGGAUGUUGAAGGUUCAAGGAUAAGAUAUGACUCAGGUGACCAUGUAGCAGUUUACCCAGUGAAUGACACGGCUCUUGUGAACCGCCUUUUGGAGCUAACCAAUGAAGAUCCAGACAGAGUUUUCUCUUUAACAAAUGUAGAUGAAGACAGCAGCAAGAAACAUCCCUUCCCAUGCCCCUGUACAUACCGCACAGCUCUUUCACACUAUGUAGAUAUCACAGCACUGCCAAGAACCCAUGUGCUCAAGGAACUAGCUGAGUACACAUCAGAUCCUGCAGAAAAGGAGAAGCUUAAACUUAUGAGUAGUACAUGUGACGAGGGCAAGAUGGAGUAUCAGAAGUGGAUUGUAAAUGAUGUCCGCAGUAUCGUCCACAUUCUGGAGGACUUGCCAUCUUGCAAACCGCCCCUGGAUCACAUCUGCGAGUUGUUGCCAAGACUCCAGGCCAGAUACUACUCUAUAUCAUCUUCUGGAAAGCUCCAUCCAACCAAAAUCCACGUAACGGCGAAUGUGCUGAAGUACGAAACCCCAACUGGUAGAACCAACAAGGGAGUUUGCACAAAUUACUUGUACAAGUUGAAACCAGAGAAUGACACCAAGUAUCAUGUGCCAAUCUUCGUCAGAAAAUCACAGUUCAGGUUACCAAGUAAGCCACAGACACCUAUAAUCAUGAUAGGACCUGGCACAGGUAUCGCACCUUUCCGUGGCUUCAUUCAAGAGAGGAGUUGGCAGCGUCAAGAAGGAAAGCCUGUUGGUGAAACUGUAUUAUACUUCGGAUGUCGGAACAAGGCGAUUGAUUACCUGUACGAGAAUGAACUGAAUGAAGCAAAGGACUCAGGCCUUCUGAAGCUUUAUUUGGCCUUCAGCCGAGAUCAAGCUGAGAAGGUAUAUGUAACACACCUGCUUGAACAGAACAAGGCUGAGGUUUGGCGUAUUAUUGGACAAGAAAAUGGCCAUCUGUAUGUUUGUGGUGAUGCUAAGAAGAUGGCCAGAGAUGUCCAUACUGCGAUUAUCCAGAUUUGCCAGACUGAAGGUGGGAUGACACCGGGAGAAGCCGAGCUCUACGUCAAGAAAAUGAUUAACCAGAAACGCUAUUCAUCGGACGUAUGGAGCUAGAGGCCAUCUCAGAUUGUCCGAUCGUGGGAACUGAUUGAGCAAUGUUGCAGACCGUAUAUAUAUAUAUAUAAUUUUUUUUUUUUUUUUUUUUUCCCCCCAUAAUGUUUGGAUAUAGUAUUUUAUCAGAGGAAAUAUAGCAUAUAAGUGGAAAGUAACUGAUCGGAAGGCACAUGUUUUGGAAUGAUUCAUGCUUUUCGUUCAUGCUAUGUGCAAGUUGUUACAUCAGGCUACCAGAAUGUGUAUAUAUAUAUAUAUAUUUUUUUUUUUUUUGUUAAAUGCUGAAAAGCUUCAUUAUCUUUAUAAUUGAAGAAUAUGUUUUUAAUUAUAGAUUACAGUUAUUGAAGCAAUUAUGAAGAACAUUUGGAUAAAACAUUUGAAAUCCUGAAACACCGAAUUUCCUUGCCUUUUGGGAUAUUUCUUUUCAUCACAUAUUGAUUAAAAAGGGUAAUUUAUCGGAAAUGCAUUUACUUCAGCGUUAUGGGAAUAUAUAAUUCUACUUGAAGGACUCAGGUAUUGUCCACUUGGAAUCUGUAUAAUGUGCUUUAACCUUAUAGAUUUACAUGCAGUCAGUGACACAAUCAUGU